AGCCCCGCCCCGGCCUAUCCGGCCCAGCAGAGGUCCCGCCUGUCCCGGGAGAGGGAGCUCCACAGAGGCUCUGACAGGCAGCCAGGCGGACAAGCUGACCGAGGGGCCUAGCCAAGCACAGGCGCUGAGGGACGCAGCGCAGGUCUGCCUUCCCUGACACUGGCUACCACUGGGAACAUCAUGAGCCAGUCAGCAUCCAUGAGCUGCUGCCCAGGAGCUGCCAAUGGCAGUCUGGGCCGGUCUGAUGGUGUGCCCAGGAUGAGCGCAAAGGACCUGUUUGAGCAGAGGAAGAAGUACUCCAACUCCAACGUCAUCAUGCACGAGACCUCACAGUACCACGUGCAGCACCUGGCCACAUUCAUUAUGGACAAGAGUGAGGCUAUUGCAUCAGUGGAUGAUGCCAUCCGGAAGCUGGUACAGCUGAGUUCCAAGGAGAAGGUCUGGGCCCAGGAAGUUCUGCUGCAGGUGAACGACAAAUCACUGCGACUGCUGGAUGUUGAGUCUCAGGAGGAGCUGGAGAACUUUCCGCUGCUCACUGUGCAGCACAGCCAGACAGUGCUAAACCAGCUGCGCUACCCCUCUGUGCUGCUGCUGGUGUGCCAGGACUCAGACCAGAACAAGCCCGACAUCCACUUCUUUCACUGUGAUGAGGUGGAGGCGGAACUUGUCCAGGAAGACAUUGAGAGUGCCCUGGCUGACUAUCGGCUGGGGAAGAAGAUGCGGCCACAGACCCUAAAGGGACACCAGGAGAAGAUCCGCCAGCGGCAGUCUAUCUUGCCUCCUCCACAGAGCCCAGCCCCAAUUCCCUUCCAGCGACAGCCUGGAGAUUCCCCUCAGGCCAAGAACCGUGUUGGCCUGCCAGUGCCAGUGCCAUUCAGUGAACCAGGCUAUCGCCGCAGGGAAUCCCAGGAUGAAGAGCCGAGGGCUGUGCUGGCUCAGAGAAUAGAGAAGGAGACUCAAAUCCUUAACUGUACCCUGGAUGACAUUGAAUGGUUCGUGGCCCGACUGCAGAAGGCAGCUGAGGCUUUCAAGCAGUUGAACCAGCGGAAAAAGGGGAAGAAGAAGAACAAGAAGGGGCCAGCAGAGGGUGUCCUUACGCUUCGGGCACGUCCCCCCUCAGAGGGAGAGUUUGUUGACUGUUUCCAGAAAACCAAGCUGGCUAUCAACCUGCUGGCAAAGCUGCAGAAGCACAUCCAAAACCCCAGUGCGGCUGAGCUGGUGCACUUCCUCUUCGGGCCUCUGGAUCUGAUCAUCAACACCUGUGGCGGCCCAGACAUAGCACGCUCUGUCUCCAGCCCUUUGCUGUCCUCUGAUGCUGUGAGCUUCUUGCGUGGCCACCUGGUCCCCAAAGAGAUGACACUGUGGGAAUCAUUGGGGGAGACUUGGAUGAGGCCUCGCUCUGAGUGGCCCCGGGAGCCACAGGUGCCACUCUAUGUGCCCAAGUUCCGCAGCGGCUGGGAACCACCCCUGGAUGUCCUACAGGAGGCUCCCUGGGAGGUAGAGGGACUGGCAUCUGUGCCCAGUGAUCAGCUGACCCCCAAAAGCCGACUAUCCGUACGACAUUCCCCAAAGCACAGCCUCUCUUCUGAGCCCCAAGCCCCUGAGGACAUUGCACCACCAGGCAGCUCCCCACAUGCUAAUAGGGGCUACCAGCCGACGCCAGCCAUGACCAACUACGUGAAGAUCCUUUAUGAUUUCACAGCACGAAACGCCAAUGAGCUGUCUGUGCUCAAGGAUGAGAUCCUAGAGGUGCUGGAGGAUGGCCGGCAGUGGUGGAAGCUACGAAAUCGCAGUGGCCAGGCGGGCUAUGUGCCCUGCAACAUCCUGGCUGAGGCUCGGCAGGAGGACGUGGGUGCCCCCUUGGAACAGUCUGGCCAGAAAUACUGGGGUCCAGCCAGCCCCACCCACAAACUGCCCCCAAUUUUCGCAGGGAACAAAGAAGAGCUAAUCCACCACAUGGACGAGGUCAAUGACGAACUCAUGAAAAAGAUCAGCCACAUCAAGACUCAGCCGCAGCGCAACUUCCGCGUGGAGCGCAGCCAGCCCGUGCACCUGCCGCUUACCUUCGAGUCAGGUCCGGAUGAGGUCCGCGCCUGGCUGGAAGCCAAGGCGUUCAGUGGCAGGAUCGUGGAGAACCUGGGCAUCUUGACGGGACCCCAGCUCUUCUCCCUCAACAAGGAGGAACUGAAAAAAGUGUGCGGGGAAGAGGGCAGUCGCGUGUACAGCCAGCUCACUGUUCAGAAGGCCUUCCUAGAGAAACAACAAAGUGGGUCGGAGCUGGAGAAGCUUUUGAACAAGAUCAGGAGGGCUGAGGACAGCUAUACCAACCAACACACUUCACCAGAGGCAGAAGGGGCGCCACACCUGUAGUGGGCCCAACCCGAAUGCAUGGAGUAUUAUUUUUAUAUGUGUAUUAUUUUAUAUCAAGGACACCGAUGGGCUGGGUGUAACUGGUUUACCUGCCUCCAGGCAGAGUCCUGUACAUGAGCCUAGCUACACCUGUGAGUGGCUCCUUUGCCACUCCAGUCCCAGCCCAUACUCUCCUCCCCAAACCAAGGCCAGCCUCAGCCAAACCUGUACCUGGCAGUGCCAGUCCCUUCUCAACCUGCUGCCAAGGCCCCAGGACUCUCCAGGUGGACAAGGACUCUUCCCCUGGUCUUCUCAAUGCACGUGGAGGUUCUUGUUCCUUAGGAUGCUGGGCCCCAACUCCACAGCUCUCCCUUGUGUUUCUUGCUUCUAGAUUCAUUGUGUCCCUGCAUCUGUUGUGCCCUAACUGCAGGAUGGGCCUGAGCCCUCAGCUGGCCAGCUUGAUGUCCUUGCCUACAGAUUUGCCCACUCCCUUCACGCUGCUAGCAUCCCAGGAACAACCUGGUCAGGGGGCUCCAGGACAGGAGGCCUUGGGUGACCUGCUGGUAUAGUGUAUGCUGUAUUCUUUCCUUUUCAAGAUCUAAGAAUGCACCAGACAUAGAUUCUGACUUCAGAUGCUCCAUCCCACCCACCCAAAGAGCCUGUGAUAACAGAUGUCUCUGGCUAUUUCUACCAGCCUUUAUACUGGUGGCUGGGGAGUUUCCCAGCUCUGGAUGGAGCCUCAGACCCAGAGAUGAGAGUGGGGACUCCAUUACUAUGUCAAUAAACCAGCUGUCUCCUAGCAA
This is a messenger RNA of Mastomys coucha (southern multimammate mouse), 3152 nucleotides long. RefSeq names its product EPS8 like 2 (gene Eps8l2). Gene Ontology annotation, biological process: Rho protein signal transduction; positive regulation of ruffle assembly; regulation of Rho protein signal transduction. The record is from RefSeq and is a predicted model, not a curated record. NCBI's taxonomy places the organism in Eukaryota, Metazoa, Chordata, Mammalia, Rodentia, Muridae. The transcript has 21 exons. Gene Ontology annotation, cellular component: vesicle; plasma membrane; ruffle membrane. Gene Ontology annotation, molecular function: actin binding. Bases 181 to 2370 code for a protein of 729 amino acids.